AUGGUAUAUUUGGCUCGGGGUAAACAUGUUGAAUCGCAAACAUCGCAAGCCGUCAACACGAUUUCGUUGAGAACUAAGAAUGGGGCAAUUACACUGAUAGAUACGCCAGGUAGUUUUAGGUUGCUGCCAGACUCGAUGAAGCACAUAGAGCGCGCAAUGUCGUUAAUAUUCGUUGUUGACUCUGCGGAUAAGCACAGCUUCAAAAUGGCGGCACAGCAACUCGUGGAUAUUCUGCUGAACGCAAAGGUUGCGGCUAAUGGCCCCUCCAUGCUUUUUGUGGCAAAUAAGACAGAUGUAAUGGGAUCGAGAGACCCGGAUACCGUCCUCCAUUUUGUUCAAUUAGAAGCAGAACGCAUUUUAAAGGCGUACAAGAGCGAAGCGCAUAUGAAAAGCAUACCCCCUGAGUCCUUGCACAUUCUAAAUCGCCUGGCGCAGGAAAAUUUCUCAAUAUAUAACACAUCGCUGCAAGUUACAUUGUGUAAAGCAUCCGUGAAAGCAGGCAGCGCAACUGAUGUUCUCUCGUUUGUCGAAAAACAGUGA
Messenger RNA from Babesia bigemina, 540 nucleotides. Its product is annotated as ADP RIBOSYLATION FACTOR-RELATED, putative. The record is from RefSeq and is a predicted model, not a curated record. NCBI's taxonomy places the organism in Eukaryota, Apicomplexa, Aconoidasida, Piroplasmida, Babesiidae. Bases 1 to 540 code for a protein of 179 amino acids. The transcript has a single exon.